AUGGUCAGCAACAGCGACGCUGAAGAGAAAAUAACUAUAAUACAAAAAAGGGUCUCCCGGCUCCACAGAGACACAGAUGUUCUGUUCUCGCAAGGACAGCAGACGAAGGCAUCCGUCCUUAAGCAGGAAGCUGAAGACCGGCAACAGGUCAAAGCUGCUGGAGAUAGUGCGUACGCUGCCCUGGAACGGGCUGUCCAAAGACUAGUUGAGCUGCCAAGCAGCCGUGACGAAGUCUCCGAGCAAGAUCCAAGUAUCGUGGCCAUUUUUCACCACGCCAUUGAGCAAUUCCAAGGGCUCAGCAAGACAUCGCAGACCAACACGUACCAGUUGGGAACAGCGGCGGCAAACUAUGAGAGCUUCAUCAGCGUUAUUUCUUUGCACAAUAGCAAACUGGACAGCCAGUCUUCCAGCUGGAAUCAAGAACAAAAAGCGGCCCAUGAUUCAAUGUUGGCCUGGCAAAAGAAAAAGAGCGAAUAUGACAGAAAACACCGCGAACUCUCCAAGCAGCUUAGUGACGCGCGAGACGAGCGUAGUUCAUUUGGUGGCUGGGUGUCAUCAGGCUUCAGCACUAAUCUUGACGACAAGAUCUACACAAUUGAGAAGAAGAUCGAAGAAAACAAGAAAAGGUAUGAUGAAGCUGAAGAAAAUGAGAAAUGGAACAAGAAAUUGCGCACAGAAGCGAAUUAUGGUCGAAAAGUCUGCAGGGAUCUCAAAGUCCGUAUCAAAGCUUUAGACAAAGAGUUUGCUACCGAGCUACUCCGCGUCAAUGAGAGUCAGCUGGUUGAGUCUUCUCUUUGGCGAGGUCUUCUCGAACUCAGCAGCAUGGUGGAAGACCCCAAGUUCUUAUCAAGCCGUGAUAAUAGUCUUCGGCUUGUGUUGAAGAUUCUCAAAGCUGAUGAUGAUAAGUUUGGCUCGGGAGAUCGUUACGUACAUAUUGAGGAAAGGAUCAAGUUAGCUAUCAUCGGGAGAUGGGGAGAGGAUGGUUUCAAGAAGCUCCUGGUUCCCGGAGAGCGACGAGGCCCACGAGGCUUCCUCGCCAAUGAAUAG
Molecule: messenger RNA, 1047 nt
Organism: Fusarium redolens
Lineage: Eukaryota; Fungi; Ascomycota; Sordariomycetes; Hypocreales; Nectriaceae
Exons: 3
Coding region: 1-1047 (348 amino acids)
Source: RefSeq, a predicted model, not a curated record